Malus domestica (apple) is the source of this 2442-nucleotide messenger RNA. NCBI's taxonomy places the organism in Eukaryota, Viridiplantae, Streptophyta, Magnoliopsida, Rosales, Rosaceae. The record is from RefSeq and is a predicted model, not a curated record.
ACAUACUUUGACUCAAUAAGGAGGGAAACCAUGAAACACCCAGUAUUGACAAAGCUCUUUCUCGUCGCAGUCUAGUCGACCACAAUCAAUCAGAGUAGGAGGUUUAUCGACGUCUGGGUUUGGUUCGCUGAAAUUAGGGUUUAUAAGUUUUCCGGUGAUACUCCAAGCAUUGCCAGGUAAUUCGAACUCGUGUCUCUGAUUUGCUUGGUUUGGGUGGUCUCUCCACACCAGCAUGCUUAGAAAUUCAUGAAUUUUAGGGUUUGAUUUUAGGUUCUUUGCUGUUGCCGGUUGGGAAAUUUGCUCUCAAUUUGUUAACUUGGAGUAAUGCUCGAAGAAGAAAAAAGAGCAAUAGGGAAUAAAUAAUCUUUUGCAAACCAGCUUGUGAUUUAUGCAUUUUUUGAUCGAUUUAAUCAAUUGGGUUUGGUGGAAUUGAAAUUCUGAGGCAAUGGAGCAAAUGGGUUUCUUUCGUUAUCGUCUUAUUCCUCUUUGAUGGUUCUGUUUGUGAAAAUUGAUUGAUAGUUUGAGUAGAUUUGUUUGUGGUCGAUAAUAUGGAGAAAAGUGAGACAUUUAGGCCAGUACAGAAACUCACAACGCAAGAAAGUAAUGAGUGGGGUAACUUGUUUCAGCGUGCGGUGAGUUUUUAUGAUUGGAAGCUAUCAGAGAGCUUGAUUCUGUUAGCUGGUCCACAAGCUCUGAAUGAUGCUUUGUGCAUCACCUUGGACUCAGUAUGGUUCUUAAGCACCCAGGAAGAAAGCAAUGCAAUCAUGGGUCUGAUUGAGAAGAUCGUCGCCAAUGGUGCACAUGACUUCGGCUCAGCUGUUGUGAGGACUUCAUUUAUGGCAUCGUGUGUUCAAGCUUUUCAUGGCCGAACGACAAGUACUAUUGCAUGUGCAGUCACUGAAAUGGCUCAGAGGUUACGUGAUUUUGUCCUGGAAUGCGAUGGUCAUGUGUUAUUAGAGGGAGAACCUAUUGCUAAGGAAAUUCAUGAGUUUAUUGAAUGGAUAGGGCCAGGCUUCAAUUUUAGUGGUCAUCGGGGUAGUAAGGAUAGAGCUAAUUACAACGUACAGGUUGAUGAGAUCCAACUUCAGUUAUCGGCAUUGAAAACCUUUCUAGAUCUUGCUGGUAUCCAGCUUACAUCAAAAGACUUCUCAAUGGCCUUCUAUGCUGCUUGCCUUCCCCUAUAUUUAUCCUCUACUUCUUUCGAUCUGGGUUGCACAUCUGGGAAUUGGGAAACUACUGCAAUACCAGGUUUGUUUGGUAUGCUGGUGAAAGGGGGUGUGGAGAGUGGCAUUUUCAAUUAUUCUUUGGUUCAAGCGUCUAGUUUUGGGAAUACAGAGAUUGUGCGCAUCAUAUUGAAGGCUGCCCGAAUUAACAACCUGAACGUCGAUGCUGACUGGGCAUUUAAUUUUGCUUGCCUGUACUCUAGGUUUGGUACUAUGGAAUGUCUUGUGGAAGAGGGUAAUAACGUGGAUUUCAGGACCCCUCUGUUGGGAGCUGCUAAGAGCGGCUGUAAGCCAGUGGUUGAGUGGUUUGUAAAAAUGGGUUGCCGGGACACAGAACUGUGCAUUGCUCUGGUAGCUGCAACUUCUAGCAACCAAGCUGAUGUUGCAGCCUAUCUCCUUCAUCAACUUCCUGAUGAUCUUCUUGCACAACGAAGCUUUAAUAUUCUCAAGGCUGUUGGUAGAGUAGGCGGUGUUAAUUCUCUUAAAGGUGUUGCAUUUCUUCUUGGUUCUGAUUUCUUAGGUGACCCUGCAACUACUUAUACUGUUGCAGACACAUUUGCUGGGUCUGGCGAUGAUGAUGAUGCCAAUCCUGAGCUAAGGGCGUUUCUUCAGGAGCAUUGGUCAGAAAGAGCUUUCUCAGACGGAAUACGGCAAGGACAAGAACAUUACAUGAACAUUGUGAGGGUUUUAAAGUGGGGUGAAUCUCCCAUCUGCUUGGCUGUUCUACCUCCCGAGUUGAGGGUAGCCAUUGCUUACCUGCCACUAUAUAGGGAGUGUGUCAAUGCAGCAGGCAGCCGUUUGGUGUCGCAAAGGUUGAGAGGGCAGCUUGUUGAAGCUGUGACAAGGCUUGGUGGUGGAGUGUUAGAUGGGGUGAACCAGUGCAGGGAGCUCUUAGCUGUUUUGGAGAGGCGUCUUCCUCAAUUCACUUCUUAAUUAGCAAGAUCUGUACUUUUUUCGGAUUCUCGUUUCAUCGCCAACGGAAGUAUGUGGUGGGUAGUAUCUAACAACAAAUUUAGCUAGGGUCAGGGUACAAAGCUAGGAGGUUCCAAAUGUUCUUUGCAACAUAUAAGAUUGCCUUAUAUUCAAGUAUAUCUUCACGUUUCAUUCUCCCUAUUAGAGUUUCACUCUUUCUCGUGGCAAUUUAAAUUUCAAUGCAUGUUUCGAAUGCUUUACAACCCAGUGCAACACAUGAAUUAUUAUUAAUUUUUUGUUUCACACA